Mercenaria mercenaria is the source of this 8553-nucleotide messenger RNA. RefSeq names its product constitutive coactivator of PPAR-gamma-like protein 1 homolog. Gene Ontology annotation, cellular component: nucleus. The transcript has 17 exons. Bases 583 to 3531 code for a protein of 982 amino acids. The record is from RefSeq and is a predicted model, not a curated record. NCBI's taxonomy places the organism in Eukaryota, Metazoa, Mollusca, Bivalvia, Venerida, Veneridae.
GUUUCAUCUGUUUAGAUUCAUGUUAUGUGGGAGGCAUAUUUAAUUUAACAGCCAUGUUAUAAUUUAUGGAACUAUGUUAUAUUGUAUGUAAGGUUCAGCUUCAGUGAUUUCAAAACAAAGCAGUAGCCUCCCUUGAUCAGUGUUUACGAAAUUGCCUCCCUUAGUUUGACAAGGAAGGAUUAUUUCGCAAGUUAAAAAGAUAUUUCAAAAUAGUGUGUGCUUGUGUAAUGCAUUCUGGGAAAAUGGACUUAGAACAGUAACAAGCGUGUUAAAACAACCUGCAUCCAACUGUCAGUUCUACUAAAGUUGCUGGCGCAACGCCAGUUCCGGGUUGAAAAAUUGUCUCCGCCGCCAUGUCUAUUUUUUUUGGAAUGCUGGGAUGUAAAAUUCCUCAUCACGCAUGCGCACUUACGGCAAAUGUAGCUGAAGGCCGUUUGCUGCGAAGAGCACAUGGUGGAAAACGACCGCUAGGUUUCGGCAUUAAAAUUGAGUGACAAGAACCGAGUUCUUUGCAAAAACAUUCAGCCAAGUUUUUAAUUGAGAUAUGCAUUAAUGUUCUGCUAAUUAUUUUCUUCUAUAACAAUGGGGAUCAAAGAUUUGCAAGCCUAUUUGGAAACGCACUGCUCAAGUGCCUGCCUCUCUGUUGACUUGCUAAAAAUAUCCAAAAGUUUUGUACCAAAGAGGCGUGGCAGAGUGCCUGGUUCGAGUAGAUUUUGUUUGAUAGUUGAUGCAGAAAGCUGCCUGGAUAGAUUAUAUGGAGGCUAUUUCUCUGACUGGGUCUGUGGAGGGCAGUGGAAUAGAAUGUUGACCUUCCUGUCCAAUUUACUACAAGCCUGCCAAAUGGCAAAUAUGGAAUUAGUCGUAUUUUUCAAUGGUGCGUUAGAGAGUCAGAAAAUGGAUACAUGGUAUUCAGCACAGCUCAAUCAAAAGAAAAAGGUGAAUAUGGUCCUGCGACACAUUUACAACAGAGGCACGCCUCCUCCAAAAGUCUGGUGGAAUCCACCAAUAUUCCUUAGUGGUGCUUUGCGUUUAGCUCUGCGGCAGCUUGGUAUUGGUGUGGCAAUGUCGAUGGAUGAUCAUGAGCAAGAAGUAAUAGCCUUCUGCCGUGAGCAUGGAUUACAGGGAAUUUUGGGACAGAAUGCAGUUUAUGCAAUAUUUGAUCCGCCACGAUACUUCUCCAACCAGAACCUCAAGUUGACAUACAAAGGCUCCCUAGAAACCAAGGAGUAUGUGAUGGAUGAAAUAGCAAAGUCUUUGGACCUGAAUCCAAACCGAUUCUGCUUGUGUGCAGCAUUAUUAGGAAAUCAUAUCCUUACCGAAGAAGAUCUGUAUGAUUUCUACAAGGAUCUGCUGUCCCGAGCAUCACAGGAUGCUGCUAAAACUAUUAAGCCUAAUCCAGAUAAUGUUAUCCAUGCAGUUGUGGACUAUGUUCGCGGUAUCCCAGAUAUUUCUAACAUGGACUAUGUUGGUGAUGCAGUCUUCAGGGAUUCGGCAAAGGGGAAUAAAUUAGAGUUGAUCUCUAAACUGAAACAGAGUGUGCAGUACUACUUCAAUGGGACAGAAGAGGGCUUCCUUAGAUAUAACCCAAGACCUUCAUUAGGGAACUUCCCUCCACAAAUGGCUCCUAACAAACCAACACAGGACUUUACUGGAUAUGGAACACCAAUGAUGAAUGGAGCAGGUGCUAAUAGAACCAGUCCAGAUGGAGAUGGAAAUAUUCCCGUACCAAAACAGGUGAAGACACAUGUAGGUGGGCGAGAAGUGGAGCUGCCUCAAGUGAGCCCUGAAAUAAUGAGAAUUGCCAGCGAGAGACACCAGAAGGGUAUGAUGUCACCAUGGGUAUAUCAAGUAUUGUCACAGGGUGAAAUUAAAAUGGUGGUGACCCUAGAAGAUGAAAGUGUGAGAGAAGUACCUACAAGCAUGGAUUUGUUCCGCUCCAUCAGAAAAACUGUCUACAGUGUCCUACUUAAUCUUAACAAACUGAAAAUAGUCCACGAGAAUCAGGGUAAUAAAAGAGUGGAUGGAACAGGUGCCGCCCCAAUGACAUUUGAGGUACCAAUCAAGGAAUGGGUCGUACGGAGGGUUGGAAGUCAGAAACCCAGCUUCGACCUUGUGAUGGCCAAGCCAGUUGAGUGGAAGACGCCAAGUAUUGAGAGAAUGUGGCUUGGGCAGCAACCUGAGGAUAAGACGAGGCGAUUAAGAGCUUUCCUGACCGUCAUGCAUAGCGAUACUCCUCUAAUGUUAAACACAAAUUAUGUUCCUCAGCAUCUGUUGAUUCUCAGCUGUGUAUUGAGGUACAUGUUGGAGUUUGGAAGAAUUUUACAAAGGCAGGAAUUGGAUGCUUUCCUAGCAAUGAGUGUAUCUCCUCUACUACAUGAUGUACAAACCAUGCAAGAUUUGAAGCUACCAUCAGUACAACCAAGAGGUGUUGCACUGGCAGCCUUGUUCAUGGCAGGUGUCGAAGUUGCUCAGUUUGCCAAUGAUGUUUGUGGAGCUCCGGUCCCCUGGAAUAUGGUGUGCCCGUGGCAGUUCUUUGAUGGCAAAUUGUUCCAUUUCAAACUAUUGAAAGCUAACAAUAAUACUCCGCUCAUUGACAUGUGUGAUGGCCAGGUAGAGCAGGUGUUGAGAGUGGAGAGAUUGAGACAGGCAAUAAUGGAAAACCUUCAGUUUGAAUUUGCUAAGCCCUUUCUUCCUUCAGCAGCCAUGUAUGCAGGCUAUCCAAUGCCCUAUGGACAGGCUCCAGGAGGUCCGUUCCCAUACAGACCUGCGGGUAUGGGCAGAAUGCCUGGUGGGCCUCCACCGCCACAGGGAGGUCGGGGUAUGGGCAUGGGCUUCAUGGGUCCUCCAGAAAUGGGUCCGCCAAAUCCUGGCCGAGGUAGAGGUAUCCUUGAUAUGAAUAACUCCGAAGGAUAUGAUAGAAGAGGUCGGUCGCCUGUAGAUGGACGAGGUGGUCAGUUGGAGAUAGCUGGGGUUGUUGUUGGAAGCUGGGGUCCAAAUCUAUCUGCUUCAUCGAGGGGUAGAGGAGGGAACCAGAUGCAGCCCAGAGUGAUGUCAGUGGGUGGGCCCAGGAGGGGUGGUGGUCGUGGAAUGUUUUACAGAGGUGGAAUGGGUCCAAGGGGUAUGAGAGGAGGACGAGGCAUGAUGGGAGGCAGGGGUAUGCCAGGUCGGGGAAUGAUGAUGCCUAUGUAUAGAAUGCCAGAGAGACCAUUCUAUGGGCGUAUGGGGCGAGGAUCAGUUAGAGGAAUAAGAAGACCAGCGGUAAAAGCGAGGCCCAAGCCAGGUGGCAAGAAGAAAGCCCCUAAAGGGCGUGGUAUGACUGUAGAAGGCGUGACUAGUGAUAGUUCAGAACAAGUCAAGGCUGAUAAAAGCGGGGAUGACGAAGACGAUGAAAACUUUGAAGAUGCUGAAGACGAUGAGGAGGACGCAAAUACCGGUGCAAUAGGAAAACAACUGAUGCAGAACGGCCUCCAGAGCCCUGAUAGUGGUAUCCAUGGAGACAAGUCUGCAACAGAUCUUACACUCAGUGCUUAAUUGUAGCACACCAUCCGGCCAAUUUUUCGGCCCUAGUCCAAUACCAGAGCAAUUUUGAUUAACAUGAAUAGCGGGCAUUUUUGGGGGAUUGGGUCGUGGGAAUGGGGGAGGGAUACUUGCUUUUAUAUAUCAUGACCUUGGUUUUUACGAUCGAGUAAAAGAAGUGUGUCUUGUUUCAUGGUACAAUGUGUGCAACCAAUAAAUACUGAAAAAGUAUAUGCCAUGGAACUUGUUCUAAAUGUUGGAAAAACGUUAUUAUAACAUUUAAGGAACUAUCGCACAGAGUAGGAGGAUAAAAGAUGCAGAUAGAAGGUGGUUUAAAUGUUACUAAAAAAUGUAACCUUGUCGUGAUAUACUGAAGUGAUAACUUUUUGUAUUUUAAGGGCUUAACGAAAACUGUCUUAAGUUGUGCUUAAAGUUUAGAGGCUCAUGAAUGACAGUUUUGUGUUCAGCCCUUUCAAUAUGCAUCCCAUGUUGAUCAUCACUGCCCUGGAUAUGUGUUCAAAACGGGGAAACAAGCAGCUGUAUGUGAUGCCAGUAUUACCAUAGCAACCAAAUUGUGUUUUUGUUUGGUAACUGUGGUAACGGUUACAGGCCAGAACUGCAGAAAUAGGAUGAAAAGUGCUAAAACUUUACAAAAUAAUCAUUUACAGUUUCUGCAGUCCUGGGUUGUAAAUAUGCAUGGCUGAUGUUGAUUUAUUUUUGAUCAUAUUUUAUACAAAUCUAUUAUUUUUAUACAUUGAUAUUUGUUCAUUAUUUUCUAUGAAGCGGUUUGUUGUUAUCGGGAGAUUUGUGACUUUACACACGCAAGUUGUUUUAACGAUUGUUCACCGAUGGAGUAUUUUUGUCCUAGGGUUUCUGAUUUUCAAUAUCCAAAAUUAUUUCAGAUUAUUUGAAAUGUGAUAUGAAUGUCUGAAAAGUAAUGAAAGUUUAUUGAAGUUCACAGCUAUUUUGAAAUGGAUUUAACUUCGUAAAGAAGAAAAAUCUAUAGAAGCUGUACUGUUAAGUUAUUGCAGAAAAAAACACUGAUUUUUUUUUUUUAUCAGGAAGCAGCACCAGUAAAUAGGAAAGAGACAUGUCUGCUUUAAAUGAAGUGAAAUAAGAGCUGUCAGAAAUUUUUCUGACUAUUGGUCAAAUUUAGAUUGCACUUGUGACUAAUUCAGACUUUUCUGGCUGUAGACUGCAUGCUAAUUAAUACAAGAUAACAUUAUUAUAACAUGAAAGGAAACACCAUGUAGCGUCUUCUGAGAACAUUAGUCAGCUGCUGUGCUGUUUUUAUAGUGAGGAUUUACAUUGAUAAUCAGAUUCCCAGGAGGUAUGUGGGGCAAGUGUUAAGUUUAGGUAAAUGUUAGAAAGUUUAUGUAGAGUACUGAAUGUUUUCAUAUUUUGGGGUAUUAUUUUUGAACAAAAUACAUUUUAGGGGUAGGGGGGAGUGUGAAUAUAUACAGCAGUCUUUGUUGACCUGUCAAGAUUUGACUUGAAUAUUUGAUGUCACAUGGAACUUGGAACCAUGUUAACUACAGGGCACUAGUAUGCCGACGGAUAAAUUUGACUUCGGAUCGUACCUUAAGGUGCGUGUUAGAAAUAACAUUUGAGAGACCAGUUCCAGAGGUUAUAGAACGGAAUUUGGAGACCUGUUUAAAAGUUGUAGCAUCUGAUUGGUCAGUUUAGAGCUUCAUCUUAAAAUUGACCAAUGGUAGUGCUGCAGUCCCCGAGACUGGCACCCAAACUCUUUGUUUUAUAAAGCUGGAGUGUGGUCUAAUGAGAGAAUAGAGAAGCCAUAAAGGCUUAUUGAUGUAUAGAGAUGUCUUUUGCAAUUAAGGAUGUCAGAAUUUCAUCCAUCUUAAUGGAUUUAUCAUUAAAUGAGUGAUUCUAAUGUAGGAGGUGAUGAUAUUGCACUGUUUUUUUAUCUUCAAAUUAGGCAAGAUUUUUGUCAUGCUCUUAAACAUGGUAUGGAGCUGUGUCUGCUCUUCAGUGGAGAAAACAAAUACUUUAGACACACAAGAAAUGUGUCGUAAGAUCUUUCAUAAAAAGGAAAGUAGAAGCAAUUUUAAAUAGGACAAGUGGAUUUUCUGGAUAUGCAUGUUUACUGAUGUUUUAAUUAUUUUCAUUGUUCCCAUUAUUGACUUACCAGUUGUAGCUCCUAUUUCAAAGGAAUAAAGAUAUAUAUAUAUAUGUAUUUAUACAUAGAAAGUGCAACCACACUUUUUGCUAUUUGUGAUGUAACUGCACCCUUGUGUGCAAAAUCAGUGGACAAACAAAAGAAGGGUAAAGGUAAAUUUAAAAGAUUUUUAUUGACUGACCCAAAUAAAAUGGUUAAGUUACUGUAUUCUUGAUAAAAGUGCAAGUUCUGCACCAUUACCAAAGGUGAAUACAUGAAAGUACUUUUUUAAUACAUGUUGCAGGAAAUAUUGCAGUAGGGUAUUACCCCAGUGUCGGUAAUUUUAUGCCAUAUUAUCUUGGCCCAGUCAGUAAUAAAAUUUUUUUGUCCAUUGAUUAAAUCGACAAAUUAUUUUAGUGGGAAGACGCAUAUUUCGUACCUUUACCCAAGUUUAUGUUGUAUAAACUGUAAAAUAGAAAUUGUUUCGUAUAAAUAUGUUUUAAUUUGUUUAUUUUUCCAGUGUUAGGACCCUGUUCUUUUUAUCUAAUUAAAAGAAGUACUUCCUUGAAUAUUUUUAAGAUUAAUUGAAAUUGUUCAUUAAAUUUUUUUUUAUUACAGUCCAAUGGUUAAAUAUAUUCAUGAACAGUUGUGAAAAAUUUAUUAUUUUGUAAUUUCAUGAAAGUUUGAACAUAAAAGACAUUAAUAAAUAAGUUCUUUAAAAUAAUGUAUUAGAAAUAAAUUGGACAGUUAUAUAUAGCACAGGUAUAUUUCUGUAAACAUUACUAUUAUAUUGAUUGUAUAGUUAUUAUCAGCAUUGUUUCUUAAAACAUAGCAUUGCACUAAGUGUCUCAUUGAAUAAAGAUUUUUUUUUUAAGAAUAUGGUAUCCUUGUUAAGUAAAUUUUUUCUCUCUAAUAUUCUUACAAUAUUGCACAAAAUUUAAUAAAGGGCACGCAAUGCUAUGUUUAAAUCAUUGGAAAUAUUUUGUAUUUUAAUCAUACAUAUAGAAAAAAUACAAAAAAAAAUUGUUUUAUGUCAUUUCGAUAAAGUGACAUGUUUUAGUUUGGUUAUUAAAAUUAAGGAAUGUUUAGAUACAAAAUAAAUACCAUAUUUAUUACAGAACAAAUUUAGUCCGAUAACAUAGCAUCUGUCGAAGGUCUGAAAAUCUUGUUUGUCAAAAUUGAAAUGCGUAUUGAGGCUCUGCUAGAAUUUGGUAUAAAUUUGGAGAGUCCAGUAUAUGUGACAGAAGAGUUUAAAAUGUUCUGACAUAGAAUAAGACUGAUAUGAAAUAAACAAUAAUAUACAAUAUUUUGGACGUAAUUUAUCAGUUUCCAGUUUAAAUGCUCAGUAAUAGAUAAAAUUGAAUGUUCUGUUGAAAAUGAUCAAUUAAAGUUUUAAUUUUCAAACGUGAUUUGCAUAUUGAUUUGGUUAAAGAUGGUAUUUAUUUUGAUGUCAUUUUUGGCACAAACUGUGUAUUUUGGUGUUUUUCAAUUUGGGAGAAGAAUAAUUCAUGACUUUUCUAUCAUUAGUGUUUUAGUGUAUCCAAGUUAAAAUGGAAAAAAAAAAAUAUCUUAAAAUUUUCUGGUAAAUCUUUUGAACUUGUAACUUUUACAAACUGUCUAUGCUGCUUAAUUGUCUAGUUAUUUUGUGGUUGCACAGUGUUUUUUGCUUUUCUUAGUAUCCAGUGAAUAUAAACCCAGUCAUUAAUCAUUGUUAUGGAGUGGUGUUAAAUAAUAAACAAUUAGGUCACUUGUUGCUAUGUCUGCACUUGAAAAAUAACAAAGGUCAAACAUGUUUCCAUGGUAAUACGAAGUAGAGGACCAACAUCUGUCAUGAUAACAUGAAGCAGAUGUCAAACAUGUUUUCACAGUAAUCUGAAGCUGAGGUCUAGCAUGUUUCCAUGGUAAUAUGAAGCAGAUGUCUGACAUGUUUCGUGGUAUUAUGAAGCAGAUGUCCGACAUGUUUCCAUGGUAAUAUGAAGCAAUGUCAGACAUGUUUCCGUAGUAAUAUGAAUGCAAGGUCGAACGUUUUCCCCAUGGUAAUAUGAAUUGGAGGUCAAACAGGUUUCAAUCUUGAAGCAGAGGUUUACAUAGUACCAGUAAUAUGAAGCAGAGAUAAGAUGUCUUUCUGCAGUAAUAUGUAGCCGAGGUCAAGUGUGUUUCCAUGGUUGUAUAAAGCAGAAAUAAAAAAUGGUAAUAUGAUGAGGCUUUAAGAAACUUAGUGAAUCAUAGUUUGACUUUAGUGAUUAAAGGUAGUGCUUGCUGUUGCAACCUAAGGAUGUUCUUUAAAUAUCUGCGUCUUAAGAGUUUAUUUUUUCUCAUACAGAAAAAGGUUCUUCAAAUAGUAAGGUGUUUACAAUACUAAAAUUAUCCUUGUACAGAAAAAGAUGCAAUUAUUGAAGCCUACUGUUCAAGUGCAGGCAAGCAGACAUGUAAUUUGAGUAUAUAAGAUGUAACCUUUCUCCUUUUUAAUCUUUCCCUAUGCUUUGUUUAGUUAGUAUUAAGAUACAUUUUGUAUUUUUCUUCAGCCUUUCAUACACUUUAAAUAGUGAUAUGUACACAAAAGUACAAAGAAAGUAGGCAUUUUUCUACGAAAAAAAUGGAUAGGAAAGAAAUGUGCAUCAUAAGGCAUGUGUAUUAAGUUUAUAUGUAUACUUACUGGUAUAUAUUAAAAGAAAUAAUAGUGUUGAGAGAUAACUGAAUGCAUAAUGAUAAAAUUAAAAUGAUCAGUUGUCUCUGGUCUUUAAAUAUAAAAUACAAUGUCAAUUGAAACAAGUGGUAAGAAAUUGUUCAAAAAAAAGAAAGAAAAAAUAUAUAUAUAAGAAUGGAAUUUCUUGAGGUUAGAGCUAGAUUUUGAAGGCCCUAUGGAUAGAGGUAUUGUAUGGAACGGCUGUUAUUUUUUGAUUAAAUGUUGUUUUUGUCAA